GGAAUCCACGUGUUUGCGAUUAACCCUCAUUGGGAUUCCCUUCUGGAAUCGCAAAUCGCAUCACCCACCCUCAGCUUUUCCUUUCAUACUACACUCAAAUCACACGCUUCAGACUUUUUUUUUUUUUUUUGGUUACGUGAUUUGCUUAUGUUACCUGCUAAGUGACACUCGUGGGCUUAUCCAAGAGGCCCAUAACAGUGUAUAUCCCAAGCAAAAAACAAAAAAAAACAGAAAUAUUUAGUGGUGGUUAUGAUUCGUAUGUGGCGUGGGUCGCGUGACGGCUGAAUUGAAGAUGACGGUUGGGGCAAUUGCUUCCACCAAAAAGCAAAGUUUGAACUCUCAAAUUUUCACCUCAUAACCUUCUCCCAGGUUCGUCUCUCAUAUCUUUUCUCUAUCAAUUAAACCUGUACCCGUAAUUUAGGUUAAUGGAACUGCAAUUAGUGGGUCAAGGUUUUGAUUAUGUCCGUAAAAGAAAGAAGUGGGUGUUAAUUUCAUGUGCGGUUGGGUUCGGCGGGUACAGCGCUUACAAGCUCUAUCACGCGCCGUCGAUAGCUCGUAAGAGAAAGAGGCUUUCGAAGCUUCUGGUUGCGUUGGUUUCCGUAGCGGAAGCCGUAUCCGAAUCCGCGGAUACCAUUGGAAUCGUCUCCAGAGACGUGAAGGAUUUUCUGCAAUCCGAUUCGGAUGAAAUCCCCAAUAGCUUGAAGCAAAUUUCCAAGAUAGCUCGCUCUCAACAGCUGUCAGAGUCUUUGGUUAGCGUCACCCGUGCUGUCACCGUCGGAGUCUUGCGCGGUUACCAAUCCAUGAACCGAACCGGUGCUGACCAAACCGGUUCAACCGUCGUUGACCGGGUGCUUGACAAAAUGCUAACACCCGCUGGGUCGGGUUUUGCUUCUGUAGUUCUUGGAAGCUUUGCUAGGAACCUCGUUCUUGCGUUUUAUUCUGAUCAGAAUGACCACUUAGGUGGGGAAUCGAACUCGAGCAAUGGGAAUAGUGCUGUUGCACAUGUUGGCUCCAAUUCGGAUUCUGUCGUUGCAUGGGUGGAUGUAGUUUGUGGUAAUCGGUGUGGGGAAUUAAUUGGGAAUUGUGUGCAAUUGUUUGUGAGCACCGCGGUUGCGGUUUAUCUUGAUAAGACCAUGCAUAUCAACACCUAUGAUGAUUUCUUUGCUGGGUUAACUAACCCCAAGCAUGAGACUAAUGUGAGAGAUAUGCUGGUAUCUGUUUGUAAUGGUGCUGUGGAGACGCUUGUCAAGACUUCUCACCAAGUGUUAACAAGUUCAAAUGAUGCUGAUGUUGGUUCGGGUUUAGCUUCGUGUUUGGUUGCUGAAGAAACUCUCAGAGAUGAGGACUUGGGUGUUGGAAUGUCGAUUGAAUCCAAGGUGGAUGUUUCUGAUGAAGAAAAUAUGAAUGGCUGGGUGAGCAAGGUUUCGUCCACGUUGGCGAUUCCAAGCAAUAGGAGGCUUUUCCUUGAUGUGACCGGCAGGGUGACUUUUGAGACUGUUAGGUCGUUCAUGGAGUUUGUUUUGCAGACACUUUGUGCUUCUGUGAGAAGAUGUGCUCAUAUUGUUCACGAAGCUGUUCUUGAGAUUGUGAGAUAUGUUGCAGCCAAAUCGUCUGUUAUUGUCACAAUAUGUCUCUCGUUGUGCCUCCACAUAAUGGGUGGAGCCUGGGCAUUGGUGCCUGCUUAAGCGGUAGUUGGGACUACUUUCAUUCACCAUAUAUAGAUGCUAUUGCUUAGUUAUUUGAACUAUAGAAGAAUUUUCUGGCGCCGCAGCUGUUUUAUAACAUCUUUAUAUCAUACAUCGAUUAUUUUGUAAAUGAUGUUGAAAAUAUGAAAUAUUAAAGAAUGUAUAGUGACCAUAGAAGUCAUGUAUUCUCUCUUACAUAGUUAAAAUGUAAACUCAUUGAGACAAACCACCACCUCCCAGAACUCCCUCAUAGCCCAGCAUUAUUGUUUUGGGUGUUAUCAUGCAUGAUUAAACCUAUUCUUCAAUCGGAAUCUGUUGUAAAUACAUCAUUCUGUUUAUGAUGUUGAUUUGAUAUUUUCUA
Molecule: messenger RNA, 2046 nt
Organism: Cajanus cajan (pigeon pea)
Lineage: Eukaryota; Viridiplantae; Streptophyta; Magnoliopsida; Fabales; Fabaceae
Product: protein PHLOEM PROTEIN 2-LIKE A10
Source: RefSeq, a predicted model, not a curated record